Messenger RNA from Maudiozyma saulgeensis, 441 nucleotides. The record is from the annotation of a GenBank genome assembly. NCBI's taxonomy places the organism in Eukaryota, Fungi, Ascomycota, Saccharomycetes, Saccharomycetales, Saccharomycetaceae.
AUGGAACGUCCAUUAUGGGUACGCUGGUUGAGAGUAUGGGCCGUUGGUGGUGCUAUCAUUGGCUCGGGUCUCUUAUUAUUUAAGUAUACUACCCCUACAGAUGAAGAAUUAAUUAAUGCAUUAUCUCCUGAAUUAAGAGAACAAUAUGAAAAACAAAAAGUAUUACGUAGAGAAGAACAAAGACAGUUGAUGGAUUUAGUGAAGAAAACUUCUCAGAGUAAUGAUCCUAUUUGGAAAACUGGUCCUUUUAAUGCUCCAUGGGAAGGAAAACAAAAUACUGAAGAAGUCUUUAAUAAAAUUCAACGAAAUGAAGCUGAAACAAGACAAAGAGAGGACCUUCAAAGAGUUAUGGCUGAGUUAGAUAUGUUGAGGCAAAAGAGCGAAUUAAGGACGCAAGAGAUUGUCAAUGAAAAGAAAAAACAUUGGUGGAAAAUAUGGUAA